AUGGCAAGCAUCCAGCUCCCACUCGAGGCAUUUACCUCGCGCCUGAACCUCGGCGAGAGACUCAAUGGCAUUCGCUCCCAGUCGAUGUCCAGCCGUUUCGCCAACUUACGACCUGUCUCCGAGUUCCUGGACAUCAAGCGUGUCUCUAAACCUGCCAACUUCUCUGAAUUCCAGAGCCGCGCAAGCUAUAACCUCUCCUACUUCUCCAGCAACUAUGUUGUUGUUUUUAUCGUUCUCAGCAUCUACAGUCUACUCACCAACCUGGCCCUUCUCUUUGUUAUCCUCCUCGUCCUUGGAGGCUCAUACGGUAUUGGCAAACUGGAAGGCAGGGACCUAGACGUCGGUGUCUUUAGAGCCACCACUAGCCAACUAUACACUGCUCUCUUGGUUGUUGCACUUCCGCUAGGCCUCUGGGCAUCACCAUUGUCGACUGCCUUAUGGCUCACUUGUGCCACCGCCAAUCGAGAAUGCUUUUUCGGAGGAGGCGGUCUAGGUGGUCGACCGCGAGCUCCUUGUGAUGUGCCCCUAUGGGGAAGACCGCUGGGGGCAUUGCGCGCGGGGAAGAGUCAGGAGAUUCAGAUUAACCCGGUGGAAAGUGACAGCGAAGAAGAUGGAGGAGAUGAAGGGGACCAAGGGGUGUCUUUGGUUCCUUUUAUUGGAGAUAAAGCGGGGGAAAGUUGUAGUGAAGGCGAUGUGAUACCCGGAGAGUGGUCCGAGAGUGAUGAAUAUGAAGAUAAGGAUGAAGAUGAUUAUUCAGACAAUGAUGAUCCCGGCCCGUCGACAGGGUAUGGCAUGCAUGGCCUAUCACACAAUGACACCAUUGCAUAUGCAGUGGAACUAGCCAUGCGGGAUGAUGACGAUGUGCUGGUUGAAAAUGCGCUAGAAAAGAUACGAUAUGCUCGAACGCGCGGACAGAACAGUUUUACCCUUACCGACAGGGAGGUAGCUGCUUUGGACAGGAGGAGACGGCGGAGCGCUGAGGUAGAACUCAGUCGGCCACAGGCCCAAACCACCACCGACAGAACUAUAACGCCACCAAGGCGCGAGACCAAACAGAGAUCUGGCUCUUCUAGGAAAAGGAGGCCCUCCGACUCCACGAGCGUUGCUGAUAUAGCAUAUACAUCGGCAUAUCUUGGGCACUACAGCAUUCCAGCUUCUCCAGUCCCUAGCCAUUCUUCCAUCAGGAGACCCUCCAACAAACCCCACAAGUCACGUUCUCAAGCUUCAGCUAGGAAUCCAUUAGACAUUCCACCGCCACAACCUCAGUUCUACGCCUUUAGCCCGCACCCUCCGAUGCCACCAACUCCUGCUACAGCUAGCGCAAUACCUCUAUCUGUACCGCAGUCUCCGUACCCCAUGUACCCUCGGCCAGCCUAUCCACCGCCUGCUCCAAAUAUCAUGUGUCAACCCAUCUUCUCCCCUUCAAUUCCUAGCACAUAUAUGAAUCACCCCUCUCCCGAUCCAUUUGCAUCAUAUGGACCACGUCCACCACUAGACCCCCGAACCACGGUUGGGAGCAAAGGUAGUGAUACUGGUACUCCAUUCGCAAAUCCCAAUCCCAACGGCAGGACGGAAGGACUGGCGCGUCGAGCAAAGACCGUACCCAAGACAACUUCCAAAAUGUCAAGGUCAAAACCUACCAAGGCGCCUGAUACCCCCGCGCCUGAACCUGCAACUCCUGCCACCUCUGCCACGACCGAAACAUCCAAGUCACCUUCUCCCAAAUCUACUAUCACUGCAGGCCGGAACGGCUUCAUUCGACCAAAGAGAAAAAAACACCGAUGGUUUUAA
Messenger RNA from Microsporum canis CBS 113480, 1791 nucleotides. RefSeq names its product prenylated Rab acceptor 1. Gene Ontology annotation, cellular component: Golgi apparatus. Lineage: Eukaryota; Fungi; Ascomycota; Eurotiomycetes; Onygenales; Arthrodermataceae. Bases 1 to 1791 code for a protein of 596 amino acids. The record is from RefSeq and is a predicted model, not a curated record. The transcript is spliced from 2 exons.